AUGUCGGCAGCACCACCGGGACGAGUGCAACCCGCAACCGACUUCAAUCCGGCGUCGUACGGCUCGGUGAUUCCGGGGGGCUCUUAUCUCGAACGCAGUACGAGUCGUAGCGAAACGCAGGACAGCAUCGAUGAGGAAGGACAAGAGGGGGACAACAGCGUUGCUGGAACCAGCCGCCGCACCAUCAGCGAAGGCGAUGAUGAAGACGCCACGUACAUGUACGGCCGCGACGGCGAUGAUCCGGACUGGGGCGCAACGAGCAUGCUGAGCGACUUUGCGUCUAUCUUUCACCCCAACGAGUACAUUGUCGCGCAGCAGAGACUCGACGAGCAGGAGCGCAGGAGCGACUUUGAGUCGUUCGACGAGGAGCGGCAGCCCAUGCUGUCGUCUUCGUACACGAGCAGGAGGCAGUCCGCCACAGCUUUCUCGCAUCGUCGACCUUCCGCGGUCUCCAGUUUGCGACCUUCCGUCUACUCGCACCGCCGACCACACCUGAUCCAGGAGGAAGAUGUGAUCCGGGAAGGCUCGGCGUGGAGCAAGGCUCCUACGGAACAGGGCGACAUCAGCGGCAUCUCGAUUCGCCAAGCGCUCGUCGACCCAUCACCCAACCCUGGCACCAACCUCGGCCUGAUGCUGAUCGCCGUCAGCCAGGUCUCGUACUCGACCAUGAACCUCUUCGUCAAGCUUCUCGACGACCGCGAAGGACAGGGAGACACACAGGCGAUCGGUGCGCUCGAGAUCGUCGGCGUGGAGUGUCUGAUCAUUUGGAUCGGCUGCAUGCUCGCCAUGUGCCUGGCGAAGACGGAGCACAUCCUGCUCGGGCCACCGGGCGCUCGAGCGCUGUUGCUUGCAAGAGGCAUGUUUGGCUUCUCCUCGACGCUUGCUCUCUACAUCUCGCUGCACGCUCUCUCGCUAUCAGAUGCGACGGUGAUCACCUUCCUCUCGCCCCUGGCAACCGGCUUUCUGGCUCAUAUCAUGCUGCACGAGCCGUUCACGGUGCGCGAGCGGAUCGCUGGCGUGCUCUCGCUGGCCGGUGUCACCCUUAUCGCACGCCCCUCCUUCCUAUUUGGCAAGAACACAGGCGAAGGCGUUCCCGAAGACGGCGAUGUCGAGAUCCCCCCACCCUCCGAACCCGGCUCGGCGACGGAAGCUGAUCGCAUCGUGGGCAUCCUCGUGGCGCUCUGCGGCGUGGUCCUCAUGGCGGGCGCCUGGGUGUGCCUGCGCCGCAUCGGCAAACGCGCCUCGACGUACCACUCGAUCGCCUACUUUUCGCUCUGCAGUUGGGUCUCAAGCUUCGUCGCCAUGUGGGUGCUCGAUCAGCCGUUUGUGAUUCCGUCCUCGACUCUGUCCCUCAUGCUGCUGCUCGCAGUCGGGCUGUUCAGUCUGCUAGCGCAGGUGUUCCAGACGCUUGGACUGCAGAGGGAAUCGGCGGGGAGGGCAGCGACCAUGUCGUAUCUUCAAAUCAUCUUUGCACUCGCAUGGCAGCUGCUGCUGUUCGGCUCGGUGCCCGAUUGGGUCUCGAUGGUCGGCAGCGUCGUCAUUCUGGGCAGCGGCGCUUGGGUCGCGCUCAGCAAGGAAGGUGGCUCUGCUCCCAUGCACUAG
Kalmanozyma brasiliensis GHG001 is the source of this 1602-nucleotide messenger RNA. Its product is annotated as Drug/metabolite transporter. The coding region runs from base 1 to 1602 and encodes 533 amino acids. NCBI's taxonomy places the organism in Eukaryota, Fungi, Basidiomycota, Ustilaginomycetes, Ustilaginales. The transcript has a single exon. Gene Ontology annotation, cellular component: membrane. The record is from RefSeq and is a predicted model, not a curated record.